Molecule: messenger RNA, 8372 nt
Organism: Porites lobata
Lineage: Eukaryota; Metazoa; Cnidaria; Anthozoa; Scleractinia; Poritidae
Source: the annotation of a GenBank genome assembly
CCGUAAUGAGUAUUGUAAGAAGAACUUGGGCGAAAUAUCAACAGCUGCUUAUAACGCAUCCCUUGAAAACACAAACUAUAGGAACAGGUAUUGUAAUUAAUGAAAUUCCGUUUUUAACUUCAUUUGUCAUGAAACUCAUGAUGGAUUUGAGGAGCGCUGUGGCUAUAUGCCCGGUAACCGGUCAAGGUUUUCAAAACACUAAAUGGCCGGCAGUCCUAUAUUAUCAGUAAAUUUCACAAAAUCGAAAGGUUCCAGCUAAUCUAAACUAUCAUAUGUCGAUUUAGAAAAGUCAAGCGAUCCUGAAAUGCUUUACAGAUCUCAAGUCUAGUGUUUGGUUUGCGCUGGGCUCAGAGGAGGAAAUCAUGUUUUGUGACACUUAGAAAUUUUUUCAGCUCGACUGCCGGUCAAGGUUUUCAAAACACUAAAUGGCCGGCAGUCCUAUAUUAUCAGUAAAUUUCACAAAAUCGAAAGAUUCUAUCUAAUCGUUACUAUCAUAUGUCGAUUAAGACAGGUCAAGCGAUCCUGAAAUGCUUCAUAGAUCUCAAGUCUAGUGUUUGGUUUACGCUGGGCUCAGAAGACGAAACCGUGUUUUGUGACACUUAGAACUUUUUCAGCUCGACUGCCGGUCAAGGUUUUCAAAACACUAAAUGGCCGGCAGUCCCAUAUUCUCAGUAAAUUUCACAAAUCGAAAAAAUUCAGCCGUUCUGAACUAUCAUAAGUCGUGAUCCUGAUCAAAGUCUCUACGCGUUAGUUCCCUUCUGGAGCUGAAAUGCAUCGCUUGACUUUUCUAAAUCGACAUAUGACAGUUUUAUAGAUUAGCUAGAAUCUUUCGGUUUUGUGAAAUUUACUGAUAAUAUAGGACUGCCGGCCAUUUAGUGUUUUGAAAACCUUGACCGGCAGCUCAAGUCUCAUAAAACAUGAUUUCCUCCUCUGAGCCCAGCGCAAACCAAACACUAGACUUGAGAUCUGUAAAGCAUUUCAGGAUCGCUUGACUUUUCUAAAUCGACAUCUGAUAGUUUAGAUUAGCUAGAAUCUUUCGAUUUUGUGAAAUUUACUGAUAAUAUAGGACUGCCGGCCAUUUAGUGUUUUGAAAACCUUGACCGGUUACCGGCCAUAUAGCCACAGCGUUUGAGGAGACAUCACCUCACUCAAAUCAUUUGAGUGAGGUGAUGUCUUCUAAAAUCCAAAGCUUAAUUGCUGUGAAAUAAGCUUAAAUCCUUUUACCGAUCGCGUUGUAGGGGCUUAGAAUUGUUUUGAAAGACAAAAUUGAUGAACUUCGGAUUUGCGGAUUUGCCAUUAUUAAGCUUGGAAUGUCCUCUAAAUUUUCAGGGUAUGAGGACGUUUGGAGAAACAGUUGGGAGAGUUUGUGUAUUGUUAGAUUUCGAUGUACUCAAAAUGGAAAACAUAGUAAAAUAGAAAAGGCCUAGAUCAAAUGAAACUAUGGGCAUGAAACCAAACUAUGGCACGCUGUUUGUUUUAAAAUUAUUUUAGUCAGUAAUGUAUCAUAUCAAUGUCUUCUUGUCAUUUAUCUCUCAUCCCUUAUUUGGCAUCAUUUGUUGUUGCUUUUUCAUAUGUCUCCUCUUGAUAUUUAGUGCUCCAGAGAGAGACUGUCAGUUUAACAUUAAUGUUGGUUGUCUGCACUAGUCUAUCAGUUGUAUCCAUUACUCUGUCAGUUGUACACACUACUCUGUCAUUUGUAAACAUUUUCUCUGUUAACCCAUGCACUGAGGGGUGUCCAUAUUAACUGGGUCGAAUUUAGAGAAAGUGUAACUUAAGGGUAACUUAAGGACUUUCUUUCCCCAGGGACAAAGCAAACUAUCUGUAAUAAUGAGGUGUCCAAAAAACGGGGUUUGACUGUAUACACAGGGCUUUCAACUCUCCUGCAUAAUCUGGGAGACUCCAGAUUUUGAACCAUAAUUCACCCAGUCUCCAGGGUAGAAUCUGAAAUCUCGUGGACAAUCGCUGUGGUUUGCCAUUUCUUGUAGAAUCAACUUUCCCUCAUCCCCUAUUUGGCAUCAUUUGUUGUUGCUUUUUCAUAUGUCUCCUCUUGAUAUUUAGUGCUCCAGAGAGAGACUGUCGGUUUAACAUUAAUGUUGGUUGUAUGCACUAGUCUAUCAGUUGUAUCCAUUACUCUGUCAGUUGUACACACUACUCUGUCAUUUGUAAACAUUUUCUCUGUUAACCCAUGCACUGAGGGGUGUCCAUAUUAACUGGGUCGAAUUUAGAGAAAGUGUAACUUAAGGGUAACUUAAGGACUUUCUUUCCCCAGGGACAAAGCAAACUAUCUGUAAUAAUGAGGUGUCCAAAAAACGGGGUUUGACUGUAUACACAGGGCUUUCAACUCUCCUGCAUAAUCUGGGAGACUCCAGAUUUUGAACCAUAAUUCACCCAGUCUCCAGGUUAGAAUCUGAAAUCUCGUGGACAAUCGCUGUGGUUUGCCAUUUCUUGUAGAAUCAACUUUCUGACAGUGGAAUUUUUUCAAAUACCUUGCGUUGUUUGAGCUAUUUUACUGUUAACAUCAAACAUUUCCUCACAAACUCCGGUAUGCCAUUGUAAAUAAUAUAAGCAAUAAUGUGGUUGGUGGAAAGUAAGCCAAUUAGGUCAAAUGUUACAAUUCCAACAACAUCUUUUUUGUGCAGUUUUUUUCACAAAUGAUGUCAUGUGCCGUGGUCAUUAUGACAUCAUUUUAUCAUCCCCUUUCCCAUCAAUUCUCAAUAUUUUAAGAUGUGGGGGGUUGACAGCUCUGGUAUACACCUGAUUGAAAAAAAAUGUUGUCGCUUGAAAAGUAUAAACCAUGAACAAUGGGACCUAAUGGAUUUAUGGGUAGAACUUUAUUAGCAUUGCAAGUUCUUUUCAGGAAUGUUUACUUUAUCCAAGCUUUUGACAACGAUGCACAGGGCUCAAAAUUAAUGCUCGCAAACUCGCAAAAUGUGGGUGAUUUUGAUAAUCUGCGAGUGAGGAAAAUACCCACUAGCAAACGUUUGCGAGUUAGAAUCAUCCAUGUCUACCAAACAAAGGGAGAGAAUUUGCUAGUGGUCUCACCAGUUUGCUAGUGGAAAAAAAUCUUACUAGCAAAACUUUGCAAGUGCACUAAAAUUUUAACCUCGAGCCCUGGAUGCGUCCAAAAAACGUCAAACAGUUUCCAGAUUUCAUGGCCAUAAGCUCACCUCUUCACCUGUCCUGGACACAUAACAGAUGUCUACAGUUAAAGAGCAUAGCCAUUUGGCAAAUUCACACUUAAAAAUCAUAAGAUAGGACCUAAUGCUUUCUUGGAAGACAAAAAAAAGACAACGGCAUGCCUUACAGAAAGUACUCUAGACUAGGGAUUUGCAUCCGCACAAGCAUCUCGUGACAAUGUAAACUUUUGUCAAAAGAACUUUGAAUUUGCUUUGCUAAUGAGUGUAUACCCAUAAAUCCUUGAGCCCUCAUCGUUCAUGGUUUACACUUUUUAGCAACAACAUUUUUUCAAUCAGAUUUAUCAAAAGGAUAAUGCUCUUGGCCCACAGAUUGCCUUCAUGCAGAUUUCACAGUUGCACUAGAUACCUAGACAUGUAUGCACAGUGCAGAUCAAAACAACUGUCCAAAAAAUGCGUGUGUACAAUUUGUGCGUCUGCAUCUGAGAGUGCAUGCAUCUCUGACUUGUCUGAUUAGUAUGUAUGGACCAGCUUAGCUCUUUCACAAUGGUGUGUUAUUAAUGUUUUUUUUUGUAUGUAUGAUAAACUCAGCCUGUCUGACCUAGUUUGAAAGUAAGAAUUCGCUUGUAUUUUUCACAUGCUAGAAAAGGUUAUCAUCAUACUGAUAUAAAAAGAAUACAUUAAUAGGCCACCAUUGUGAAAGAGGUCUAUUGUCUACUUAUUGCUCUUAUUUUGUGAAAGGUUUGAACCCAGGAGUCAUUUCAUAAGUAGGCUGAGUAUGUUUGUCUGGGUGAACGUAGUCCUGAAUGUUGACAGUGACUGACGUUUCAACAUCCUAUGCAGUAUUCAUCUUCAGAGUGACUCUGAAGAUGAAUACUACAGAUUGUUGAAAUACCAGUGACUGUCAACAAUAACAGUCCUAUUCAGGACAUAAUGUUCACCUGGACAUUCAUGCAUAACCUUCUUUUGUUUUUAUUAUGUUGUUAGUUUUUGUGGACUUUAUUGUAUUAAGUCAUUGCAUCUUAAACAGUGAAUAAUGCUUUGAGCAUUAACCGAGAACUGUAUACAAGUAAACAUAUAUUUAUCUUCCUACAGGGUAUGUCAAACAUUUGAACAAGCAUCCACAUCAUUGGCACUAAACGAAUCUUUGGCUAAAUGUUUUCCAUCCGUUAUUAGUUUAAGCAUCUUGUGGAAGGAUGAACAUGUAUAUACAGAAAGUAAACCAAUUUCUCCACCUAGUCUAAUUACGAGAAAUGUUGAUGACAAAAAGUUAUAAAGCACAAGUGUCAGUCAUUUGGCUACAGUGAAGUUAGCUAAGAACCAUGGCUGUGCCACUUUGACUUACAAACAUUCACAGAAAAUAUUUCCCAUAGAGUGAAUUUAAAGAGUCAGUGAUGUUUGUUUUGAAGAUGUAAACUUUCCCAUCAUGGAUACCCAGCAUUUGGUGUCUUUGACAAAAUGUGAAUUAUAUUCAUUUAAAGAAUAAUUGCUGACAUGAUCUAACUUGACUGUGCAGGUAAAUUAUUUUAUUUACGCUGGCAAGUUACUUCAUGUCCGAGUCAACCUGGAAUGUUUUUUGAAUAAGAAGGAUAUCUCAUUUCAAAAUAAAGACUGUCUCUGCUUGUGUGGUUUUGUAUCUGUCAGGCCAAAUCGCAUGAAUUAUAACCAAAUUUUGUACAUUUUCUAGAUCUGAUCCUAGUAAAAUCAAGAUCGACAUGUAUAAUAAUACUACUAAUAACUCCAUGCUUAAAUCUACAUUUCUUUUGUAAAUAUGAAAUGUCACUUUUAUAAUAUUUAAGUAAUAUUUCAUUCUUAGGUUUUACAGUGUCCUUUUUACAACUUACUGUGGUUUAAGUACAAGUAUCUUUUUCUUUUGUUGUGUAUUGUUGCUCAUAAUUAAAAACAGUAAGAUUUAUACUACAAAUAAUUUGAGAGCAAUUUUCUACGAAAGACUUUCAUUAUAGUACCGUAUGACUGUUCUUAGUGAGAUUCUCACAACAAAAAGAUUAAAGAGGCUAUGUCACACUAUUUUCUAACUUUGCAUCAGUUGAAUUCCAAAAAUAAUGUUCCAGUUCUGUUAUGCACGGCUAUUAAUAUUAGUUAGGCAUUGAAACAAUAUCCUAUAGACCUUUGUCAGGCGACGGCCAUUUUGUCCCAGGAGAUUUAAAACGCUAUGUUUUUGCAUGGUUAACCUCGCAGUGAGAACAAGGCUAUCUGUACAAAUACAAAGCUUUUUUAAUCUCUUGGGACAAAAUGGCUGCCGCAUGACAAAGGUCUAUUGUUUGUAGCUACAAAUGGCAAUUAAGGAUGGAAGUUGAUUAAAAGUUGAAAAAGUUGUGCCAACCUUUUCAAGUUUUAAAGCUUUGUACCUGCAAAAAUUACAAUCAUAAAAAUUGUUAUGGCUAGUGCACCAUGGUGAAAACUUUGUUUGGUUAUCUUCUUUAAACCUCUAAACAAGUAUUUGUUGUAUGGGUCAAGGGACUAAGUUCUGAUGUAUAUGUAAGCUAUCCAUGAACAUGCUACGGUACAACUAGGAAGCAUAAUAUUAUUGCAAAAAGAAGAAAGUGUGCAAUAGCUCUGGACUGGUGGAUUUUGCUAUUGUGCUAGUGAAUUUCAUUCUUAACUUGCCCAACGUACAGCACAGUGAAGUUUUUUUUAGGGAUUCAAAAGACAGUCUAAGAACUGUGUAAUCAUUGCAGUUUCAAAAAGUAUUUGGGGAUAGACCUUUGGGCUAAUGCAUGCUAGCUCAUACAGCUUGCCCAAAUGACAAGCUGUAGAACUGACUUUUGCACCCUGCUUAUGUUAAUUCCCAUUAGACUUCACAGUCCCCUAUUAUUCCAUAAGAUCAUCAAAUACUGUAACUUUUAUACAUUUGAGUUGAAUCAGAAUACACAGAAGUUAAAGGGGAAGGAUUUCAUUCACACCCCUUGGAUAUGAGCUGCAGUGAUAUGAGGACAGGCCCCAUAUUCCCCCCAAAUCGGUGAUCCUAUACCCCCCCUCCCAACCCGCAGUCCCUGGGUAGAAUUGAUACUCAUCCCUAGGUUACAUUCAGACCAUGGGCAAAUUAAAAGAAAAAAGGAAGAAAGAAAAAGAGUGAUUAUCUAAUGUGUUUAUGUAAAGUAUAAAAGUACAGAGGAAGUGGCCAAUUGGCUGGGUUGAUUAAGCUGUUGCUGCCAAUCCCACUUGCUGUCUCAUUUAUAUACCCUGUAUGCCUCCAUAAGGCCUUAAAAACCGUCCGUUUCACUACUCUAUUUUAGACAAGAGACUCUCCAACCCGUAUUUAGGCUAUUGAAUCCCCCCUCACACACACAUAUACAUGUACACUGAUUGAAAUCUCCCACAUUUUACAGCCUGUUCAGGGCAACACCCUGUUUGAGAGGCUAAUAGCAAAAUUGUGUAUUCAGUUUUAAGACUCUCAACCUCCCAAACCCAUACCAUAUUCAGUGCUGUUACCCAUUAAGGCCAAAUAAGGGAGUGCUUUCCCCUGGGGCAUAGGCGUACGGGAAAUUUUUUGCCAGGGGGGGCGGUAAACCAUUUGCCCAAAAACACCUCACAAGUUGCCCAAAUUUUUACGAAAGAGUCGAAAAGAAAUGAGGGCCAUAUUGCAACAACAUAGGCCGUCCUGGCAUAUGAAGGUGGCUCGACACAGUUUUUAAUGGUCAAUACCAAGUCUGAGCAUAAACUACGUCGCCAUAAACAAACAUUUGGAAAAACUGCGACCAUCAGGGUCGCAAUGACAUCGGAGUUGUCAUAGCAAUGAAAUGACUCUAUUACCUAUUUUACUUCAGCAUUGAUUCUCGGGACGGGAACCUUACAAGCUUACGGUCGCCUGGAUGUUCGUGAAGUUUAAGCAAAACCUUAAGAGCGUUAUCGAGAUAUUUUGCAAUGAAGUUUUUAUUCUUAGAAAUUCGGUAGGAAAAGGAAAAUCUUCAUUUUUGGCCGUUAUCUGUAGAGAACGAAGCGCUUUUGACCUGCAAUUUCACCUCAUAGUAGUUUUAGUCUUUUUAAAAACAUGUGUGAAAGAUCGUGGAAAUGGCUCUGCUUGAUUGCUAGAAUCGAAAGAAGGAUUUGAUUAGUAUGUACCGAGACAUUCUUGUUAGCAGUUUUGUAAACAUUUCGGUCUACUUUAACAAAUAAGCGAAUUAUUUUAAACCACUCGAUAGAUUUUUUAAACGAAUUAAGAUUCUUCUCGUAAUUCAAACUGAGAAUUAGUCAGCCACUUCUUAAUUUUCAUACCCAUUGUAGCCUACGUAGCAAGCGUUUCCAGUCGAACUCGCGCGGAAACGCUUGCUAUGCAGGCAAUACCCAUUGCUAAAUGCUAUCUGCCAUACACUGUUCGUCGAGUGGAGAUGAUUCUAGAAAGUUAUGCGAAAGUUUAUUUUAAUCAAUUCUCGACUUGAAAUAGCCCAUUCCAGCUAGUGCAGUGCAGUAUAGUGCCCAACCAAAAAAAACUGCAAAUAUGUAAAUUACUCAUCACAUGCUAAGCAACCACUGUAAUGUAACUGGAUUAUUACGCCGACUUCAGGUUAAUAUUCAGGUCUUUAAAAUAAUUAAAUAAAAUGGAGACGUCUUUAAAAACUGGCUUUGCCCAAAUUUUCUCUCGCUGCCCAAAAAAUCUGAGUUGCCCAAAAUUUGGGGGGGCUGCAGCCCCCCUCGCCCCCCCGGCCCGUACGCCUAUGCCCUGGGGUGGAAAGACAGUAUAACUCUUCAUUACUUCUUGUUUUUGCCUUAGGUGUCCUUGUCGCCACUGGAGAUGUCAUCACCCAGCAAUUUCCUGAGCGAAAAGGCACAAAUCAUGACUUCAGAAGAACAGCUCGUAUGGGAGUGGUUGGACUAGUUAUUGGCCCUGUGCUAAGAUCAUGGUAUCUUACACUGGAAAGGAUUGUCCCUGGGGCUGCCAAAACUGCCGGCUUUAAAAAGAUGCUGCUUGAUCAGAGUCUCUUUGCUCCUGUUAUGAUUUGCUUCUUUUUCAGUGUGUCAGAGACACUUGCUGGAAAACGACCACAUGAAAUUAAAGAGAUGCUCCAGGAACGCUACGUACAAACACUGAUCACAAAUUAUAAGAUCUGGCCUCUUGCACAGACUCUGAAUUUUACAUUUGUUCCUAUUCAGCACCGUGUUGGCUUUGUCCAAAUUGUAGCAAUAUUUUGGAAUGCAUACUUGUCAUGGAUGGCUAACAAGCCAUCACCUGAUGCUGCAGCCUUAACUGUUAAGGAUUCUUUGGAGCUGGUUCAGUGA